AUGGAGAUAGAAAGAAAAAUUAUAGUCAAAACCAAAGCUCCUCGUAAAUAAAAAAAGAUUGUACACACCUCAGGUAGCAAUUCUACAAUUACUACAUGUGAUAGCACUUCUGAUGAAGAUUAAAAGCACGUCAAAUACAACUUUGUGGUAAACUUGAAUCCUAGAGGCUACGAUCUGCCAAACAGAGUCAGCUUCUUGCUUCCUGAUGAUAUUAUUAUCAACUAAUACCUUUAUGAAAAGGGUUCAAUUAUAAAUUUAGUAGAUGCAAAUUGUUGUCCCUUGAUGCAAUUUCGCCCAAUUACUUAAGUCUAAAAAUCUAAAGAUGCUUGCAUAGGCUUGUUGGAUAGUUCUCAUCCUCAUUAAGAAGAUGUUGAAAGUCCUUGCGAAAUGCUCAUAAAAUUAUAAAGUUCAUUCGCAAAAAGAACUCACGAUGCUUUAAAUUAGUUUAUAAAUGUAAUUAAAUAAAGAUAGCAGCUACGCAAAGAAAUUUCAGAGUAUUAUAGAGAUUAUAAUCACAUUUAAGCCUAGAUAUAUUAAGCACAUCUUGAGUCAUAAAAGCUAUUCGAGUAAAUGCUGCAUACUGCAUCACGUGAAGAAUAUUUUUAUUUCCACUAUAAGAAAUUCGAUUUAAAUUCUCUUUCUCAUAAAUUGCUUUAUGUUGGCCACAAUCCUAAUCUUUCUGAAUUAUUUGGUGGUGAUAAUGAUUAAAAUCUGACAAAUCUCUAUAUGAAGAAGAAGGGUUUCCCUACUUACUUAGAUGCGAGAGGUUUCUUGGAUUUCAGUCUUGCACUUUUUGAAAAGCGUGAUACUUUUGAAUCAACUUUUGUGACUUUUGAUGGUUUUAAUGUACCAGUGAAAGGUAAAUAUACUUGCUACUUGCUUAACUAAGUUGAAAUUUUGCCAGGAAAAUAUUACGACGGAGACAUAGUAGAGAUUAUGAGAUUUUCUAUCAAUCCAAAUAUUAUUUAAUACAUCAAAGAAACUAGAAGAGUGCAUUGUACAAUAGAUAACGCAAUAGAGAAUUUUGAGUAUGAUAUGCAUUCCGAAAUAUUUAUAUAGCGUUUCUAUCCAGAUAAAUUUGAUGAGCUAUCUAAAAAUUCCUCAUCUACUUGCUCAUCUUCUUCUCCAUGA
Tetrahymena thermophila SB210 is the source of this 1131-nucleotide messenger RNA. RefSeq lists its product as hypothetical. The record is from RefSeq and is a predicted model, not a curated record. The transcript has a single exon. Lineage: Eukaryota; Ciliophora; Oligohymenophorea; Hymenostomatida; Tetrahymenidae.